GGCGGAGCGCAGAGACCCUGUGGCUGCCAUGGCCGCCUCCCCCUCCCCGCAGCCUCCCUUAAAUACUACGGGGCCGUAGCUGCGACGGGCGCCGCUGCCGAGCGCACCAUGCGGGCUGUCAUCGCCUUGGCCGCGGCGCUGGGCAGCCUGCUGCUGGGCGGCUGCCUCUUGCGCCUGGGCGGCCAGCAGCCCCUCCGCGCCAGGGGCUGGGAGGAGGACGCAGGAAUAGCGGCUGUCACGCCGAAAGUGGUGCGAGCCCUCAGGUCUCCCCUGACGCCCCUUCCUCAGACCGAGAACAGGUACGGGCUGGACGCCCGCAGAACAACUCAUAAUAAAAAUGGAAUUUACCAGUUUGAACAGGCUUCAAAAUGUAAGGCAAUUCAGGACAACAUUUUGUCAUCAUCUAUCAAGAAGAAAAGAUACUCAGAAGAUUAUUAUCUUCACAUAGUCACAAAACUGCAGAACUGCUCCUGGGUAAGGAAACCAGAAGAAUCUACAAAAUUCAGGUCAGAAUUAGCUUCCUGCUGUGAUGCAGUUCACAAUUUUAUUGCUUCUCAAAACAACAGCCCACUGGGAAGUAACAUGAGUUACGAAGUGGACAGUAAAAAGACUAUUCUCAUUACACAGGACAUUUUUAAGAUGCUGCCUGUGUCCUCUCCUCUUUCAGUCUAUCCCUUCAAGAACUGUGCUGUGGUUGGAAAUGGAGGCAUUCUGAAAAAUUCCAGCUGUGGAGCUGAAAUCGAUAGUUCUGACUUUGUGUUCAGGUGUAACCUCCCUCCAACCACAGGAAACAUUAGCAAAGAUGUUGGCAAUAAAACAAACCUUGUGACUGUUAAUCCGAGUAUCAUAGCUCAGAAAUACAACAAGCUAAAUGAAAAGAAGACAGAAUUUCUGGAAAACAUUGCGGUCUAUGGAGAUGCUUUUCUUUUACUGCCAGCAUUUUCCUUCAGAAGCAACACUGCCACUUCUUUUAAAGUGUACCACACUCUGAAAGAGUCCAAAGCAGCCCAAAGGGCAAUAUUUUUUCACCCCACUUAUCUGAAAAGUCUUGCCCAGUUCUGGAGAACUAAGGGUGUGAAGGCCUACCGGUUGUCAUCUGGUUUUAUGAUCACUAGUGCUGCUCUUGAGCUGUGUGAGAAUGUGAAGCUCUAUGGCUUCUGGCCUUUCUCAAAAUCCACAGAGAAGAUGCCAAUCAGCCACCACUAUUAUGACAACCAGCUGCCUAAACCGGGUUUCCAUGCAAUGCCCAAAGAGUACAAUCAGAUCCUUCAGCUUCAUGGCAAAGGCAUUUUGAAGUUGCAGUUUGGUAAAUGUGAAUCGGACUAAAAAGGGUGACGGUCCUAAGGAGACAAUUUGUGUAUAUCUCAGCAAUUCGGUCUUGGAUUUGAUCUGAUGUGAUUUUUGUGAGCAUUAAACUGCAUAUAAUACAGUUCUACAAUAAUGCUACAAUAGAGAAAUAUUUUACCCUUGGGGAGAAAAGGGAGUGAUUUUUUCACACAGUGACUGCUACAUUUAAAAAAUUUUGAGUGAUCAUUUUUUAAAAUACAAAGUAACAAUUAUUUGAAAAAUUCUGAAAUUCCUUACUGCUGGUUUAAUGGUAGCAAAGCACAAUCUCAGGAUGGUGGCAAUAUGUGACAUUCAUCAUGUUUUGCUUCUAGAGGAUCAUUAAAAUAUUUUGACAUAAGAUCUCUGGUUUUGUUGAUAUCACAUAAUAUAGGCAAUAGUCUCUGUAUGGUGGCUGCAUGAGUUGGCAGUGAAUGUUUUCAAUUAAGAACUUCAUCCUGUAAAUACUGGCAUUUUUCUACAUGAGAGAAGUGAUGAGAGGAGCUGCAGAGGAGUAAUUAAUUGAGAGCCAUGUCAUUCUUAGUUUGUCCCAGGGUGCACAGAUGAGAAAAUCCCUCAGGUCAAAGGUAGUUAAGUGGUUUAUGGGCUUUCAUUCUGUGGGCAGUAAGUAGUGCUGUGGAUUUAAUGGGCUUUCAUUUUGUGAGCAAUAGAGGAUGCUGUGGAUUUAAUGGGAUCACUCAUAUGAGUGAUGUUAAUUCUGAGAACACAUGUAUGAAGGACCAGAGCUUUAUAAUUAUUUAUAAACCACUCUACUUGCUUGUGUUCCUGUCUAAGGUCCAGUUCAGUUUCAAAUGAGGACUGUGAACCUGGUUCCACACUACAACCCCCAGGGUCCUGGUAGGGCAUGACUUCGCACAUAUUCUUGCUAUUCCAGUUCUGUGUCUUGGCUCAUACAUGAGAUGGAAUUUCCAUUAGAAAGAUGAUGGGUACCAAGCCUAUAAUUCAAUUUCUUUUCAUGUAAUAUAGCUUGUACUCAUAUGUGACUACAGAUAGUGAAACUGCACUAAGCAUUAUUAGAAGAAUGUUCCUCUUACCAUCAACCCCAAGUUCCUCUACACCAGGAUGUAUGAGAAAAUGGUCUACAUUCAAUAUACUCAAUGACUAUAUCCAGAUUAUAACCUGUGUAGUUCUUUAAGUUUGCCAUAGGGUCCAAGAAUACAUGUGGAGCAACAUCCUGCAGCAAGAGAAAGUGAAAUAUGAGCCCAGUGGAAAGAAUCAUUUUAACAUUUACAGGAGCUUUGACAGGCAGUUGUACCCUGUUACUGCUUUAUGCUUAUACAUUCUACUGCAGAAAAAAGAAAACCAAUCAAGCAAGCAAACAAAAUUUAAAAAUUGAAGUAACCAGAUUCUGAUACAAGUUUCACUGACUCUUUGGAGAGUCCUUUGAAUGUUCAAGGUUCAAAGAUAGUGUGACCUUCUUCUUUUACACUCAGAUACUAUCAGGUAUUUUGUUUAGUAAAAUUCCUUUUGCUGCUGCAACAUUAAAUCCCAAAUCAACUGAUUUAAAGAGCAUUCAGUAUUCCACUCUUUUAGGAUUAUAUCUGCAAAAAAAACUCCCACUUAAAUGAAUUGGACCUUAUAAAACAAGGUUCAGAAAAGCCUUUUAAAUUUGUACUUUGUAAGAGCAUUACUGUAUUGUAAUAUUUGAACGCUUACCUUGCAGCAGUUUUAUAAUUACAUAAACACUCCUGGAAGUAUUAGAAUCAAUCAUUAUGGUUACAGGUCUGUUGAUUGAGACACAUUCAGCAUCUGGAUCCAUUUCCAGGAAUUAUGAUAUCAGAAUCCAGUAUUACUCCUACCCAAGCAGAAGCGUCCAUAAAUUCUGAUACAAAUAUGAGCAAUAAAGUCCAUUUUUGAAAAUAAGGGGUAAAAAAUACAUAAUGCUUUGAGGCAAUACGUGAUGCCACUAAUACACAUGUGGACCUCUGAGUGUCAGUAGAGCCUUUAACAGAAACAAAGACAGCAGAAUUGAGCCAAUGAGUCCAUCUGCAUUACCAGCUGGUAACUGGAAGAGGGGAGCACAAGGGUUUGAUUUUCUGUGAUCUGUUCUAGUUCCAACAUCACAAUCCACAUUUAUUCUUCCCCAGCUGUGAGAUUUUUACCAUUUUCUGGCCACAGUAUCUGCUGCUCAUGUGCAGAGAGCUGGCUGCUGAAAGAACCUCCACCCAUGUUAUGAGUGUUAUGGAUGAUUACCUAUUGCAACAUCCUAGUUAUAGAUCAAAGACAAAUUUGCUCACAAAAGAGCAUCUCCUCUGCUAUAAAUCACUCACAUGGUGUUUUUAAUAGAAGCUGUGCAAAGUGAUGUAUUUGUCCUUUGGGUGAUGCAAACAGCUGAGGUUGAGAACAGUCUUCCUGCAUUUCAUCCAGGCAGACAAAGGCACACCUGUGUUCAUGUAAGGACUGUAACUUACUCCAGUCUAGUGAGGUGAUCUUGGCUGUGUAGCAGCUACAUGGUUUGUCUUGGGGAAAAUUAAUACAUCUUUUGCAGGUUCUUACAUAGUAUCCAGAACAAUUGCAAGUGCUCUGUGUGCACACAGAGAUAAUGCAAGAUCAUUCUUUGCUCAGACUAAAUUCAAUUAACUGCUCAGCCUGAGUAAAGGGGCAAAACCUGGUUGAGUGAAGUAGAGGAUGGGGAGAGGAGAAAAUUAAAUUUAUUUACAGCAAUUUUUUCAAAAGCAUUUGUUAGUUAGUUCCAUGUGGCACUGCCUCAGAAUAAAUGUAAACAGUGUACCAUGACACACCACAAAGCUGAAGUUACUGUGUGUCAGAACUAUUUCUGUGCAGCUACAUUAUUUGAAAAAUGUGUAUUAGUGUUACUGGAAAGAUGAUCAGAAUACAUUUUAAGAGAGAUUUAGCCAAAAAGAGGAAAUCUGUUCUGGCUUCCUUGACGAAAACAGAUUUUAACUGAAGGUAUGUGAUGUAGCACUCACAAUUGAGAGCAAAUGGAAAUUUCUAUAGUAUGGAUAGCCACUGCCUUUUUAGCACUGUUUCCACGAAGUUUAAACUUGCCAAUGACUUGAAGACCUGAUCUUCCACACUCUCAAGGCUCUCAGUGAUUUAUGUGGACCAGAGGGCUGAUAAGAAAUGCUUGAAGGAAUUGUUGACCUUUCCUACCCUCUCCUACAAAUGCUCUUAACUCUCCAUAGAAUAAAAAUAUACUCUAUUAAACUUUAAUAGAUUAAGAUCCUCAGGCCUUGCUGAAGACAUGAAGUUAGUAUGAAAUGUUAGUUGCAUCCACUUCACUCUGCAGGAGGACAGACAUUGUACUCAGCUUUAUCACAGCUACUGGUGCUCUGUGCUGCGUGGCUGGGUUGUGUUAAUUCGGACGCAGGCUGGGCAAGUUAAUAGUGCCAUUUCUGCAUCACAGGACACCAUCAGAUUGAUCAAGACUUGCUGAAGUACACUCACUGUGGGAAAUAAUGUUGUCUUGGGUAGCUGAAUACAUUAGUACUCAAUUAUUUUACACCUGUGCCAGGUUAAUAAUAAUAAAUGGAUUUUGUACCUGGCUGGGAAGGUUUAUGCCACUUUUGCAAGACUGAGCCAACAUCAGUUUGGAUUAAGGAUUUUUGACCAAAGGUUAGUAAGAACUUUUCAACUCUCUCUAUUUCACAUGAGGAAUAUGAAUUUUUAGGUUUUGUGGACCUCCAGUGCUGUCACAUGCUGUGGAAUGAACGUUGAGAUUAAAUAGUUUUCUAAAGAUAGAAACACUGACAGUGUGCUAAUAUUUCCACUGUACCUUCGCAGAAGCUGACAGUGUCCUUGCACGACUGCAUCGCAGCAUCAUUAGAUUAAAGCCUGCCUGGCUGCUUUUAUUCCUUUUUCUCUUCUGAAUCUCUAAUGUUGCAUCCUCCUUCAGGAUCCAGUGCUGCCUUGAGUUGGUUAUUUGUCUCUUUGCCCUGUGGAGUGCUAUGCAGCCCUGUUUAGUGUCUUAAGGAGUUUGUGUGACUGUGAGUCAAACACUGCUAUGCUUGCAGCAUAGUAAAAUGUGCUGUAAAUGACUGGGUUUGCAUCUCAAGGAAGGCAGCUUGGUGUGAUAUUCACAUUGCCUGACUGGAGGUGCUAAAGUUGGUGUGUAGCUCCAUGGUGACUUCAGCUGGAAUGGCUGCAAGGUCCAGUCCCUGUUCUUGUGCUGCCCCCCUCCCUGCAUGCCGUGUCCGGCCUCGGCCUGUCCCACAUCGAGCUCUUUUGGCACUCUGAGAUGGUGAAACCCUACCAGGGCAACAGAAUGAGAAAAUUGGUUCAUGCCAAGAGACAGGGGAAUUUUACAGUCAAAGCAAAGGAGGGGAUAAGACCAUGCAGGUGGGACUGUAAGGACACAGCAGGUGCCUUUUGUUAUCUGACAGCUGUUGGACAGACCCAGUGGUCCCCUGAAAGCUUGACCAAGUUCAGAAGGUGACAUCUCUGAGGGUCUGCCUGGUCAGAAGGGAGAGAUGGGCCCUGCAAGGGGGAUUGGCAGCACAGCAGCUGUUCUGGUGGGCCAGAGCCCAUCUCUCCCUGUGGUGCCAGAAGGUGCUUAAGGCAUCUACACUAAAGACUCCAGGUGCCUACACUGCUGAUUAUUGCUCACCCUUCUCUCUUUCCCAUUACAGUCAUUUUAACAAGCUGGUGACCCCAGCAGAUUCAGAAAUGACAAGCAGAAAAAAUUCUCAGUUCACUGAUCAUAAACUUGCAUAAACUUGCUUGUUAUUCAGCAUUCCUUUGUGUUCAGCCUCUUCUAAUCCCAGCAUCUAAAACAGCAUCUGCAGAGAACAGAAAUGAAUGAGGCCUGAGGGGGUUGAGACCUGCCACUCUCACUUUGAUUCUCUUUCCUUUGUACAGUAGGGAGAUGACUGACGUACCACCAUGCUUGACAAAAGAUGAAAUUGUCUGUCUUGAGUGACUCAGGAAAAGAAACUAAAUUAUCUAGGUGACUUCUGACCUGUGGCUCUCUAAAUUACCAGGAAAAUAUUCCUGCUGUUAGGUAUUAGUUGAUUUUAUUUAGUGCAAAUACCUGGAUCAGUUAAUUAAUCUGGGUUAAUUGAGCAUGUACGCCUUGAGCCUGCACAGACUCCGUGGUGGAGCUGCAGCCUAACACAGCAAUCUAGGUUUAGAUCCAUUUGACCUACAGAUCUUCUUCUGUCCUGUCACUUGCUCUCCUGUGACAAAUUUGUGGAGAGAGGACCUGAAUAUCCAGGCAGUAGCUCCUCCAGGGACACUCAGGUCCACAAAGCACACAUUCAUCUGUAUACAGGAGUUUGUGAGAUCAAACUCAAGGAAUAUUCUGUGGAGUGCUUUAUUCUGCAACAGCUCUAACUCAAACAGCUGAUAGCCACUUGCUGCAUGCCCUGAAGCAGUAGAUUUCUUUGCACGUUAGCCUUUUAGUUAAACAUAUCUUAAUUGAAAAUAUUCAAAGUCAAGUAAUUCUUCAUCUUGUGGUACUUCAGCAGCAAACCUCUUUAAUCUCUAGGUCUGCUAGCCAGCAACAGUGACAAGGGGGCAUGUAGUUACUUUAGAAGGCCCAAAUCCCUUUGAUUUUGAAUUCUGUCAUUUUAGGCAGGACCAUCCUUCUUUGAGUUUCUGGACAGAAAAAUUUCAAAUGCAGCUAAUCUCUCAGGGCACUCUGGGGAAAUCCUUAAGGCUUUUCACCCGCAGCAUACAGCAAGUGGGCAGAUUUAUAUUUAUUAACCUUUGUUCCAGAUUUUCAUAAAGUAUUUAGUUGGCUCAAAAUUAUCAUUAUGAUCAAGAAGAGCAGAAACACUCUGCAGCAUGCCACUGAACAAAGGGACUGUUGCUGUUAUCUGGUGGUCUCCUUUCAUAAGGGCACGUUUCAGAAUACCUUCCUAUUCUGGGAACAUGGCUCACCAGGGGAGUGACCCGGGGUUACUGGGUUACAGCUACAGGAGUAAGUGACAGUGUGCUCUCGUGUCGAGAUGCCAGCAGUGCAGCAAGAGCUUAACACGAUGGGAGAACUUCAGUUUGAGUUUGCCCUCGAGCAAGGAGUGAGUGUAGUACUGUGUUGUGUGGUGAUUGAGCUCACAUCACUCUGAGCACAGCCAAUAACAGCCCUUGGGUGCCAGGUGUUGGCAGAUACUGGUUUAAGGAUGAAAACAGUCUGGCUGUGACUGGAGCCAGCAUCCUCACGUUGCCAUCAAAAGAACAUUCAAGUCUGUCUUUUGCUAAAUCCUGGUGUACCUUCAGAAAUACAUCAGUGUUUGUUGCUAAAUCCUGGUACUUCUGUGUCUUUGUUUCAUCCCUCUUUUCUCCAGUGAGGGAGAAAACUCACAGUGUAUGAUGGAAGCAUUUAAUGAUCCCAUCAUGGUUUCAAGGCAAGAGCCCAUCAGAAUGAAUCAUGCAAAUGGUUGUGACAGGAUAGCCUAUUGUCAGUAUUGCUGGGUUUAAAUUCCUCACUGUUCACUUUAGUCCCUGACAAGAGGAGAUUCUUCACAGCAAGUCUGUAGGCCAGCAGCAUGCUAGGCUUCUCACCUCUUGGCUCAGCUGUGAGAUGUUUCCCUAAAAACACUUCCUCCUUGGUCUGUUUAUUGUCAGUGUUUACAAUACAAACCCAUUCUUGAAAUCUUAUGACAUUGAAGUAUAACAGCUGACAUUUCUGCAUUUUUAUAUGUACUGUUCAUAUAGUAGCUUCAUAUGUAUUCUUUAUGUUAAUAUUCUUGAUAUUCUUCUGAGUACCUAAUUAAAAUAAUUUUAAAUAUUCUUCUUGUUUAAUGCCACCAGAGUAAAGUGUGUGGGAAGUUACAUAAUGCCACCUAAAAAAACAGUCACACAAGCCAAAAUAAUUUUAAGGGUAUUUGACUGAUUUCUGGAGGAGUAUUUUUGUUAGUCAUUUGGACACUUGCAUCUUAGAUUUACCUUUCUAAGAUAGGCCUAAGAGGCAACCUCUGCUUCUGAUUUAGUUCAAGAUCUGCAAGGCACAAAACAGGUGAAUGGAGAGGUCCUGCACAGGGCUGCUCCUCAGCGAUGGCAAAUGUGUGGCUUUUCAGAGACUGGUCCAUGUGCCAAAAUGUAAUUUCAUUAAGUUACCAUGAUAGCUUUUGCCCAGAGGUUUCAUUGUCUCUUAAAAUGUGCAUUGUUUGCAUUCAUUUCAGCUCCAUUUUUUGCAAUGCAAUUGUCAAAGCAGAGCUUACUCCCCCGUGGGGCUGGUAUAAUUGUGCUCCUCCACAUGCACCAAGCUCUCUGAAGCUGCUAGUGUAGGCUCUGCUACUGCUGUUCCAAAAAGGUUCCUCAAAUUCUCUCAGUGCUGAACUUACUUAUGUUUUCAGAUGUGAACUUGAUAUUGUCUGAGUAGAAUGUGUGCAGCAUAACAUAGAAAUGUCUCUGUGCAGGGUUUAGGAGGAGGCAGGAGCCCCUCAGCCGUGUGUGUGCUUUUAUUACAGAAAACCAAGAUGAAGUUUAUUGUUGAGUCAUCUGUUACAGCUGGUUUAAUUUGUACUUUGUUUUCCUGUUUUAAGUGCCUGAUGAUUUUUUUGUCAAGGAGGCAAUGGUUUCAUUGUUAUAAGGCAUACUUAGAAUUCUGUACUUGUUACCUGUUCUGUAAUAGAAUAUUUUUGCAAUUUCUGUUUGUAAAUAAAGACUUAUUAGGCAUAA
Camarhynchus parvulus is the source of this 8925-nucleotide messenger RNA. It is a transcript of the gene ST8SIA6, whose product is annotated as ST8 alpha-N-acetyl-neuraminide alpha-2,8-sialyltransferase 6. Bases 109 to 1326 code for a protein of 405 amino acids. Gene Ontology annotation, molecular function: alpha-N-acetylneuraminate alpha-2,8-sialyltransferase activity. NCBI's taxonomy places the organism in Eukaryota, Metazoa, Chordata, Aves, Passeriformes, Thraupidae. The transcript has 9 exons. Gene Ontology annotation, biological process: oligosaccharide metabolic process; N-glycan processing. The record is from RefSeq and is a predicted model, not a curated record.